UUCUACCUAUUUUUGUAGGGAACUACAAAGGGAAAAGGUGUCUGCAUUUUACUUUGUCGUUAGAAAAAUGGAAGAUGAAAUGUGUUCUAAUGUGCCCAUGCCAGUGGGAGAGUUGGUCCAACUUAUCAAUGAAUAUGCUGUGGUGAAUUCGUCCUUCGACACGGAACUGCUUGACGAAAACGAAGUGGUCUCUAAUGGGACUUCAAUUUCUUCUAAUGAAUCUAUAGCCUCAACAGAGGGAGAGGAUAAUUCAAACCUGUGUGAGACCCCGAGCAAAUUUGUAGAUGUCAUUAGGAGUCAGACGGAGGGAACGGGUGUAUCGACUGAAGGACAUGGCAAUGCGAUGAAGGUGCAUCAUAACAUCGCUACAUCUCAUGGGACUGCAUCAGUGGAAAGCAAAGCACUUAGUUACCGGGGAGAAGUUCCCGUGCAAGCUACCUGUCUCGAGUCCUACUGCUUUUCAUGCAUUGGCAUGUAGCCACUUUUGUAUUGAUUGUACUCGUGUUGGUACUCUGCUUUGGUUUUUAACCUUUUCUUUUUCGUUUUCUUUGGUGUAGGAUUCUAGUCGAUUAGAUGCUUAGAAAAAUCAGAACCGGUUCAGGAUGCAUAUGUGUUUUUUUGUACAGGUGGAUAAUAA
Messenger RNA from Phytomonas sp. Hart1, 637 nucleotides. The record is from the annotation of a GenBank genome assembly. Lineage: Eukaryota; Euglenozoa; Kinetoplastea; Trypanosomatida; Trypanosomatidae.